AUGGGGAUCGUAGAAGAAUAUCUUACCGCUGAAAAUAAAUCGAAGCCAAAUCGCAUCUUGAUUAACAACAUUUUCAUCAACUUUACCACCUCCUACGCAGCAAAAUCAAUAUUAUUGGCGUAUAAAGACAAUGAAGAGAAUUCUACCUGCGACGGGGAGCACCGACAAAGCGAGGAGAGAGCAGAUUCCCCGCCGACGAAAAAACGUACAUUAUAUAACCUCAAAAUGAACGAGAAACAUAUAAGAAGGCUUUUGGAAGAGGGUGACUCUGAUUCCAAUUAUGAGGAUGAAAACGACAGUGACUUUGAGGAUCAUAUUGAAGUGCAGCAAGAAAGUAGUGAUACAGAGCAAGAAGGUAAUUCUGAGAGUGAGGAGGAGUUACAACAAACUUCUAAUAAUUACUACCUUGGCAAAGAUAGCCAAACAAAAUGGAAUAAAAAUGCUCCGUCAAUAACAGUAAGAAGACGUGCUAAGAAUAUUGUGACUCAGUUACCAGGUGUAAAAGGCGAAGCUAAAAAUUUGAAAGAACCAGGUGACAUAUGGAACUUAUUUUUUUCAGAAAAUGUAAUAAACUCGAUUACAAAGUACACCAACCAACAAAUAAAACGUAUAUUACCUCAGUUUGAAAGAGAAAGAGACUGCACACCGACUGAUGAAAUUGAAAUUCGAGCUUUUCUAGGACUUUUAUAUUUUGCUGGUGUUAGAAGAAACAGCCGUUUGAAUGCCAAAGAUUUAUUCAAGACUGAUGGCUCUUCUCCAGAGAUCUUUCGUUUGACUAUGAGUUGGAACCGUUUUUACUUACUUUUACGUUGUCUAAGUCCAUCACAGUUUGUUACAAUCGACGAAAAGUUGGAAGCGUUUAGAGGUCACUGCAGUUUUAGGCAAUACAUUCCAUCUAAACCUAAUAAGUAUGGUAUAAAGAUCUACGCUUUGACAGAUGCUAAACACUUUUACACGCUAAAGAUGGAAGUAUAUGUUGGAAAGCAGCCUGAUGGGCCUUAUUCGGUGGAUAAUUCCUCCAAGGCUUUGGUUUUACGUCUUAGUGAUAUUAUUCGUAAUAGCGGUCGCAAUAUCACAUGUGAUAAUUUUUUUACAAGUAUUCCUUUGAUCGAUAUUCUGCAACGAGAAUACAGAUUGACCGUCAUCGGAACUAUUAAAAAAAAUAAAAAAGAACUGCCUAAGCAAUUCAUCGAGUCUAGAGGCCGUGAGGAAAAAUCAAGCUUAUUUGGACACCGAAGCAAUUGCACUCUAGUUUCCUAUAUACCAAAGAAAAACAAGAAUGUUCUACUAGUUUCUAGUAUGCAUGAUGAUGCAAAAAUUAAUAAAGAAACUGGAAAACCAGACAUUAUUAUGGACUACAAUGCAACUAAGGGAGGCGUUGAUACGGUGGAUAAAAUGUGUGAAACCUACAAUGUCGCAAGAGGUACUAACAGAUGGCCCAUGGUGGUAUUUUACAGCCUAAUGAAUGUAACAGGAAUAAAUUCGUACAUAAUAUAUGUGCAAAACAAUAACAACAAAAAAAUAAAACGUAGGUCUUUUUUGGAAGCUUUAUCUUAUGAUCUCAUAAACGCACAUUUGAGGAGACGUGCUGUGAACAGUUAUCUACCAAGACUGAUACGGCAAAGGCUUGCUGAAAUUUGCAAAUUAGAUGGUCCCGAAUCUACUGUGACAACAAAUAAUAACAAAAUAGGUCGUUGUUAUUAUUGCAACGCCAAAAAAAAUCGCAAGACUCGCUACAACUGCGUUUCUUGUAAAAAAUAUUUUUGUAUGGAACAUGCUAUUAUGAUAUGCUCCGACUGCUAUGUUGAGCAAUGUUAA
Molecule: messenger RNA, 1818 nt
Organism: Monomorium pharaonis (pharaoh ant)
Lineage: Eukaryota; Metazoa; Arthropoda; Insecta; Hymenoptera; Formicidae
Product: piggyBac transposable element-derived protein 4-like
Exons: 3
Coding region: 1-1818 (605 amino acids)
Source: RefSeq, a predicted model, not a curated record